Biomphalaria glabrata is the source of this 1257-nucleotide messenger RNA. RefSeq lists its product as uncharacterized. The record is from RefSeq and is a predicted model, not a curated record. The transcript has 5 exons. The coding region runs from base 147 to 773 and encodes 208 amino acids. Lineage: Eukaryota; Metazoa; Mollusca; Gastropoda; Planorbidae.
CACAGGAAGUUGCGCCUGCGACCGGAAGUGGCAACCAUUGUUGUAGUCUUUCCUUGUUGUGGCUAUGCAAUGCUGAGUGCCUGCCAACAAAUUAGGGCCAGGCACAAUGAUCACGUGGUCGGUUCAUUUUACAUGAAAGAAGAAAUAUGGAACCGACGCACCCUGAGACAGGCCCAGUGCUGCCCAAUGUUCCCGGAGACUUCUACAUUUUCUGGAACAUUCUGGUUCCCCUGUCUCUUCUGGCCAACAUCUACCACUUUGGUGUGCGCACGCACGAGUUAGGAUUAAUACUUCUUCUAUGGCUGAAUCCUUUUCUGUUAAGGCUCAUUGUACAGAGUCCAAUCCUAUCCUGGCUGAACACUAUCUUUAUCAUUAUCUGGCUGGAGCGUAUCAUGAAGCGAUGGGCGUGGUUCAAGAUCUACACGUGCACGUUCUUCAGAAACUUGAUGCUGCUCCUGCUGUUCCUGGUCAUACCAGGCCUGCUCAUGAACUAUAUUUGGCUACCAAUCUAUAACGCUUUACCAACUUGGUUAGAGCGCUACUUUCACUGUCACAAUAAGACCAUGCUCAGGCUCUACUCCAGUAUUAUUCUUCUCUUGAUCAGUGUGGGUAUGCUCCUGCAUGCCAUAUACUUCUACACACAUUCUUGCGGGUGUAUUCCUUUACCCAGCUGUCCCAAAAUGCCUUGCUGCUUGUCGAAUAAGAAAAACCGGAAGUGUGUCAGCAGUUCCGAUUCAUCGUCCUCAUGCCAUAUUGACAGGAAAAAAUGCUGAUCCAAUAUGGCCUCGUUCCACUCAUGUGUAGAAAAAUUUAAAAAAACAAAAGUAGCAAACUGUUGUCCUUAUACUAAAAAUGUUUUUUUAGCUUAGCAGAUUUUGUGAUGGUAAUAUGGGCAAUGUCUUCGAUUACGGACAUAAAGAAUGAGUGCAGUGUUUCACAUGACUACGUGUAGGUCAGUUAGUUAGAAUAACCACAAGGUAAAUAUUAGCUCUCAGUCUGGUCUACUCUCAUAUGUCACGAUAUAUUGAAUUCUAAUAUUUUCUAAUCACAUAUAUACAGGACACCUGAGUUGUUUUAAAUGAGACUUUUACUAAGUAUGCAAGAGUGUAACUUCUGUGUGUGUGUGUGUAUGAGGUUUAGGGGCGUGGGUUUAGAUACAUGUUGGAUCUGAUCGCACUAGAGAAAGAUUCCUCACAGUCAUUUUAACGUUGUAUGAAGUCCUCGACAUGUCAAUAAAAUUAGAUCAAUGUUACCUUA